AUGUCGCCCUCAGAUGCUCCUCCCUUGGCCCAGGACGAAGGUCCUGCUCCCACCGAAAGCGCUCCUCUCCUGGGAAGACCCGGCGAUGCGUUACAAAAACCCGACGCCCCAAUAUUUAUGAAUCUCCUUCUCGGAACCGCCUGGCUGGCGCAGAUCGGCGCGGUGCUCCUCCUAACCAUCGUCUGGACGGCCGUCUUUGCCCACACAACACUGCCGCUGGUUUCGCCGCACCCGCUGCUUAAUUCGCUCGGCGUGUUCACCGUCCUGCAGGCUAUCCUCGUCCUGCAGCCGACCAAGACGCCCGAGGCCAAGGUCAUGGGCCAGCGCGUGCACGCCAUGCUGCACGCACUGUCCUUCUCGCUGUUCGCCGCGGGGGUGGCCAUCAUUGAGACCAACAAAUACCAGAACAGCUUCCCCCACUUCCACAGCGCGCACGCCUACCUGGGCGUUAUCACCGCCGCGCUGCUGGGCGUGCAGUACCUUUUUGGCUUCACCAUCUUGCUGACGCCGCGCAUUUGGGGCGGCGUCGACAACGCUAAGGCCAUGUGGAAGUACCACCGAUUGGUAGGCUAUACGGGUCUUCUGACGCUCCUGGCGACCGUCGCCCUGGCGGCUGAGACGGACUACAGCAAAGGCGUGCUAAAGAUUAACCUGUUCGCGGUGCUGGCGGCCGAGGCGCUCAUCGUCGCCGGCGUCUUCCCGCGAAUUCACUUGCGCAAGCUGGGCAUCAACACCGGUUCUGUGCACUUGCCCAUCGCGGGGGAGCCCGGGGCCAGGUGA
This is a messenger RNA of Parathielavia appendiculata, 780 nucleotides long. RefSeq lists its product as uncharacterized. The coding region runs from base 1 to 780 and encodes 259 amino acids. The record is from RefSeq and is a predicted model, not a curated record. Gene Ontology annotation, molecular function: oxidoreductase activity. Lineage: Eukaryota; Fungi; Ascomycota; Sordariomycetes; Sordariales; Chaetomiaceae. The transcript is spliced from 3 exons.